AUGGUGGCUGCUAAAGUGGCUCUAACCAAGAGAGCUGAUCCAGCUGAGUUGAAAACAAUAUUUUUGAAGUAUGCAAGUGUGGAGAAGAAUGGUGAAUUCUUCAUGUCUCCUAAUGACUUUGUCACACGGUACCUGAAGAUAACUGGAGAUGGUUUGCCUAAUGCAAGCACCGUACAGCUCCUUGCAGGUGUGGUGGAUCAGACAAAAGAUGGGUUGAUAUCCUUUCAAGAGUUUGUGGCGUUUGAAUCAGUCCUGUGUGCUCCAGAUGCGUUGUUCGUAGUAGCCUUUCAGCUGUUUGACAAGACUGGAAAAGGAGAAGUUACUUUUGAGGACGCUAAGCAAGUUUUUGGCCAGACCACAAUUCAUCAGCACAUUCCAUUUAACUGGAAUUCAGAGUUCGUACAGCUGCAUUUUGGAAAGGAUAGAAAAAGGCACCUAACGUAUGCAGAGUUCACCCAGUUUUUACUGGAGAUACAAUUAGAACAUGCAAAACAAGCUUUUGUGCAGCGCGACAAUGCUCAGGCUGGAAGAGUCACAGCUAUGGACUUCAGAGACAUUAUGGUCACUAUCCGGCCACACAUGCUGACACCAUUUGUAGAAGAAUGUCUAGUAGCUGCUGCUGGAGGUACCACUUCCCAUCAGGUCAGCUUUUCCUAUUUUAAUGGAUUUAAUUCUCUCCUUAACAACAUGGAGCUCAUUAGGAAGAUCUACAGUACGCUGGCUGGAAAUAGAAAAGAUGUGGAAGUCACUAAGGAGGAGUUUGUUCUGGCAGCUCAAAAAUUUGGUCAGGUUACGCCCAUGGAAGUUGACAUCUUGUUUCAGUUAGCAGAUCUGUAUGAGCCACGGGGGCGCAUGACAUUAGCUGAUAUUGAAAGAAUUGCUCCUCUGGAGGAGGGGACGUUGCCCUACAACCUGGCUGAGGCUCAGAGGCAGAAAGCUCCAGGCGAUGUGUCUCGACCUGUUCUCAUCCAGAUUGCAGAAUCAGCGUACAGGUUUGCCCUUGGUUCGGUUGCUGGAGCUGUUGGAGCCACUGCAGUCUACCCAAUUGAUUUGGUAAAAACUCGAAUGCAAAACCAGCGCUCUACAGGCUCUUUUGUGGGAGAACUUAUGUAUAAAAACAGCUUUGAUUGCUUCAAGAAAGUGCUACGUUAUGAAGGUUUCUUUGGGCUUUAUAGGGGUAAGUUUAAAAGGUGGUAUAUACUAACG
Pterocles gutturalis (yellow-throated sandgrouse) is the source of this 1206-nucleotide messenger RNA. Its product is annotated as calcium-binding mitochondrial carrier protein Aralar2. Gene Ontology annotation, molecular function: calcium ion binding. The record is from RefSeq and is a predicted model, not a curated record. Lineage: Eukaryota; Metazoa; Chordata; Aves; Pterocliformes; Pteroclidae. Gene Ontology annotation, cellular component: uniplex complex. The transcript has 11 exons. Gene Ontology annotation, biological process: calcium import into the mitochondrion; mitochondrial calcium ion homeostasis. The annotation marks the transcript as partial.